AUGGUGCGUUUUGCCGCUUUCGUGUUUUGUUUGAACACCUGGCAGGAAAGGACAGUGACCGCCUUGACAAACUAUAAGAGUCCUUUAAAGAACUGGGUAUCCGCAAGCACGAAGUUCAGGGAACACCAGCUUAAUUCCGAAUUUCACAAGGCAGCGGUUGGUUACGCUGAAGAUUUCCUUCGGGUACAGGAUGGGAAAAUGCCGUCAAUCUCACAGCAGCUCAGUGAUAUUUAUCGUAACACUGUCGAACUUAACAGACAAAAGUUACGAUCUAUCAUAAAAACUGUUGCGCUUUGUGGUAAACAGAACAUAGCAUUACGAGGCCACCGCGAUGGCUCGUCACACAUAGACGAAGCUUCAGGCAACUCAGAAAACUUUCAAGCACUGCUGAAUUUCAGAGUGGAGGCUGGCGAUAAAGUGCUAGCAAAUCAUUUUGCCAACGGCUCAAGAAAUGCAACAUAUCGCUCUAAGACGAUUCAAAAUAAACAUAGAAGUGUUAGGCAGUUACAUCCAAGACAAGAUCGUUGCAGAGAUCAGUUUGUCGAAAAAGAAAGAAAUGUCAGAGAAGAAUUCGUUGGGUUCUACGAGUGUGAAGACGGCGUCACUAGUCAAGCUAUAGCUACUCUUAUAAUGAAGGCCGUUCAAGAACUUGGCUUGUCUAUGGAUUACUGCAAGGGACAGUGUUAUGGCGAUGCAGGCAACAUGUCAGGACCUUGUAAUGGUGCAGCAGCCAUUGUCAGAUGGCAAUAUCCAAAGGCUAUAUACACUCAUUGCAUGGCUCACCGCCUAAACCUCUCUGAUGUGAUCUGCCGGGCAGUUAAGAUGCAAGGCACAUCCAGUGACAUGCUGGGAGUUUUUAGCGACAUUAGAGAUGCAGUUAAAACGUUAUCUUCUGUGCGCCAAAAGGUAGAAGAGAAACAUGCAAAAUGGUUUCAAAAAGCAUGCCAAAUUGCCGAGAAGCUGGGCAUCACAGUGCAAAAACCAAGAACCUGUCAGGUACAGCGCAACCGUGCAAACACCCCUGCUGAAACGAUAUAA
Molecule: messenger RNA, 1038 nt
Organism: Pocillopora verrucosa
Lineage: Eukaryota; Metazoa; Cnidaria; Anthozoa; Scleractinia; Pocilloporidae
Source: RefSeq, a predicted model, not a curated record